Messenger RNA from Chara braunii, 2320 nucleotides. The record is from the annotation of a GenBank genome assembly. NCBI's taxonomy places the organism in Eukaryota, Viridiplantae, Streptophyta, Charophyceae, Charales, Characeae.
CGGAAUCGCCCCUGAUUGUGCACUUUCACCAUGAUGACCACCAGGACCGGGGUUAGCACCACCCCCUACAGUAGGGAACAAGAAGAGAGAGUUGCGGCUCUUCUGAGAGAAAGGAAGGAGAAGAUGGAGAAGAGGGAAUUGAUCAAGCAGGCAAAGAUGGUAGCAGGAGGCGAAGAAGAAGCAGAUGGAGGAAGCACUGCAAAAGGUGGAAGAAGGAGCAGGAGGAGAAGAUGGCAGUAGUAGAGGCCGAAGUAGAAGAAGAGGAAGUAGAAGAAGAAGAGGUUGAGGAAGAAGAAGCCUUGCAAAGAAGAAGAGGAGAGGAAAGUACCAGUAAGGAAGAAGAGGUGGAGAAGAUGGCAAAAGAGUGGGCGUCGCGUAUAAAGUUGGGGGAACUGAGAGAAGUAGAGAUGAUGGUACCUGAGGCCGAGAGGGAAGCAGCCAGGAGAGAGUUGGAGGAGGAGAGGAACCCCUUGCGUACGCGGACAAAGGAACAUGAAAAGCAAUUGGAAUGGAAAUUGCACCUGACACAAGAAAGACUAAGGCGUAUGGAGGAAGAAGAGAAGCUACAUGGGGAGUUGAAGGCGACAGAGAUAAGGAUGGGGAAGAUCGGGGAAGAGACCGAGAUAGGAAAUAAACUUGACACCCUGACCCACAGUGUAGAGUCCCUAUUGACUGCACAAAGGGAACAAAUGAGGCACCUUCGUAGCCAUGAUAUUGCCUUAGAGGCCAUCCGAGUUGGCUUCAAAGACUUUGUGCAGGACAUGAUGAAAUUUUUGGUGGACCAGAUCCACCUUGCCAUCAGUAGGACAGAGAGGUUCUAUGCAGGCGCCAUAGAGGGCGCCAAGAUAGUGGCUUCCAAGGAAGAGGAGCCUGCCCCACGCCGUGAGAAAGUCAAAGUCCGUUUCCCUGAGCCCUUCAACGAGAAGAAGGGGGAGGACUUUGACAAAUGGGAGGCAACUGUCAACUCCUAUCUAUACCUACAGGGCGUAGCACCAAAAGAUCAUGUCCUAGUGGACUUCCAGGCCCUGAGGGAGGAAGCGACCAACUUUGCAAGGUCGCUUGCACGCGCAACACGCUGUGAGAACGAUAUGGUGCAGUAUUCCCGGAUAACUCCCCUCUCCGAGUUUCUUAAGUCUCUUAGGGAACGAUUCUCAGAAGUCACUCGAGGGCUUAAAGCCUCUGACAAGUUGCAAAUGAUCCACACGCGUCAGUGGAAGAGCGUACAUGCCCUUAACUCUGCCAUGGAUGAGCUGAUCAUUGUGCCCAGACAUGGAGUCACUGACGCACAGUUGGUCCAACUCUUCUACCGCGCCCUGCCCGAGCAUGUGCAAGGGCACUUCUUCGAUAAAAGGCAACAGCCAGGGAUGACUUACGAUGUCCUUCGUAGAGAGGUUGUUUCCUUCGCUGCACAAGCUUCGCCCGUUACCACGUUUUGGCACAAAGAUCUGACAAAAGGAAAAAUGUGGAAGGGACACACCAUCUCUGACCGGGUCAAGGCCAAGGAAAGUCUAAUCCUAACAAUGGAAGAAGGUGGUACAAAGGAAGUUCCCUACUCAGACAUUGAGUGGGGACUUGAGGAAGGAGACAGUGGGGUAGAGCAGGGGAGAACCUACGUUGUUGUCGCGGCCGAAGGGAGGGCGCAAGGAAGAGGGCAGGGCAGCCAGGGGGUUGGCAGUAACAAGAACCGUCAAGAGGGAGGCAGGGGUCAAGGUCCCCCGUCUAACCGUCCACGUCCGAGUCGGUCACCUCCCAGACAAGAAUGGUGGCACCCAGGUCGGCCCGAGGGACGACCUUGGGAGGAUCUGGGGAUUAAGAAGGAUGUGUGGCAGGAUCAGGUUCCAAUUGCCUGUGAAGUCUUGAAUGCGAGACGUGUUCUUGUGUGUGCAUAAAGCCGAUGAUCAGUACCAUUCGUGCGGUAAAUGUGUGUCCAACAAGUGUCUAGAGGGUUCCAGGGGCAACAGGGGAAAUGCCCACGGGAAACAAAACUACAGAAUUCAUUUCUGAGGGUUCAUUCGGUGUGGUACUGGUUUGUGAAAUCAAGCAGUGCGCUGUGGGGUGAAGAAGACAGCCUAGCCGAAGUAGCAGGGCAAUCAUGUUGCGAUCUGGUAGCUGUUGUUUUCUGUUCCUUUUGGAGAGAAAUUGUGCGGUUGUGUCGGGCGCUCGUAGGAGAGAGUGUCUGCUUGGCGGAGAGUGACUCAUUGCGUAGGAGUGUCACUGACCAGGGAGAGAUCCUGUGCAGGAGAGAGAAUGUUGCAUACUAAGCGAACACAAGUAUGAUGCAGAACCCAGAACCGACCAAUAACAAAGAGCAAUACAAUGC